This is a messenger RNA of Pochonia chlamydosporia 170, 1071 nucleotides long. RefSeq names its product metallo-hydrolase/oxidoreductase. The record is from RefSeq and is a predicted model, not a curated record. The coding region runs from base 1 to 1071 and encodes 356 amino acids. Lineage: Eukaryota; Fungi; Ascomycota; Sordariomycetes; Hypocreales; Clavicipitaceae. The transcript has a single exon.
AUGGCGCAUCCCGGGCCCCCCACAAACAUCCCACAUUCAGAGAAUGUUGUAUCUCUGUCCAUCAUCGACACAACGUCCACUAUAGCCGCGCCCGCAAAGUCCUUCGUAAAGCCUGUGCUCAAGGGCCAUGAAGUCUGGAAAGUGCCCGCCUACGCCUUUCUAAUCACGAACAGGCAGCAGAACCGCACAAUUCUCUUCGACUUGGGUGUACGCAAAGACUGGGACAACCUGGCGCCAGCAUUAUUCAAGCGCCUCAAAGCAAAUGGUUUCGAUGUAGAAACCAAAAAAGGCGUUCGUGAGAUCUUGGACGAAGAAGGAAUUGAUACUUCAGCGGACAACAUUGAGGCGAUAAUUUGGAGCCACGGGCAUUUCGACCAUACUGGGGAUCCAUCUACAUUCGACUCCGGCACAGCACUGGUCAUUGGGCCAGGAAUCAAGCAGAAUCUCAUGCCUGGAUACCCUACCAACCAGAACAGCAGCUUGCUGGAUUCCGACUUUGAGGGCCGAGAAGUGCGGGAAGUCAACUUUGACGAAGCGAAACUGCAGAUUGGCCGAUUCACAGCCUUUGACUACUUUGACGACGGCAGCUUCUACCUGCUUAAUGCGCCGGGCCAUGCUCACGGACAUAUGUGCGCUUUGGCUCGUCUGACUAGCAACCCUGCUUCGUUUGUUUUUCUGGGUGGCGAUGCGGCACAUCAUGGUGGUGAAAUCAGGCCGAGCGAGAGGAUGCCAUUUCCUGAUACACUGGCUUCCUUGGUUGGGAAUGGUGGUACAUUUUGUCCGGGCGACUUGUGCUCGAAGCUGUCUGAGGAAUGUAAUGAUACCACGCCGAUUUACCGGCCGACGGAAGCAGGGAGUCACUUGGAUGCUCCGACUGCGAGAGAAACUGUCGGGAAGUUGCAGGACCUUGAUGCGCUGGAGAAUGUGUUUGUUGUUCUGGCUCAUGAUACUAGCUUGUUGGAUAUUGUGGACUUCUUCCCAAAGACGACUGAGGGGUUUGGGGAGAAGGGAUGGAAGGGGAAGGCGCGGUGGGCAUUUCUGAAGGAUUUCCAAGAGAUAGCCGAGGGAUGA